AUGAUACGUUCGAGGCUUUUCUCAGCGAGAUCCUGGCCGGUGUUGGAGGGCGUGGGUUGCUGGACACCAUUGGCACGAGUGUUUCCCAGGCCCAGGCGGCUCCUUCCCCAGCACGCUUCUCCCAGGCUGCUCUCGGUCAGCUGUGCGGACUGCACCAAGCACCAGGAACCCCCCAGCAAGAAGCUGCUCUCAGAGAAAAAACUGAAAAGGCAUUUUGUGGACCAUCGCCGAGUGCUUGUCCGAGGGGGACGCGGAGGUGACGGGGUGAGCUGCUUUCACAGUGAGCCCCGGAAGGAGUUUGGAGGCCCCGAUGGUGGCGACGGAGGCAACGGCGGCCACGUCAUCCUGAGAGUUGACCGGCAAGUCAAGUCCCUGUCCUCAGUCCUGUCUCAGUACCAGGGCUUUGACGGAGGAGCCGGCGGCAGGAAGAACUGCUUUGGGCAAAGCGGCGCCGUCCUCUACAUCCAGGUCCCCGUGGGCACUUUGGUGAAGGAGGGAAACAAAGUCCUGGCUGACCUCUCGCACCCGGGUGACGAGUUCAUCGCAGCGCUGGGCGGGGCAGGCGGGAAGGGCAACCGCUUUUUCCUGGCCAACAGCAACCGAGCGCCCACGACUUGUACCCCCGGACAGCUGGGUCAGGAGCGGGUCCUCUUCCUGGAGCUCAAAACGGUGGCACACGCUGGGCUGGUCGGAUUCCCCAACGCAGGGAAAUCCUCGCUUCUCCGGGCCAUUUCCAACGCAAGGCCCGCUGUGGCCUCCUACCCAUUCACCACCCUGAACCCGCAUGUGGGGGUUGUUCACUGCGAGGACCACCAACAAAUAGCAGUGGCCGACAUCCCGGGCAUCGUCCGCGGAGCCCACCGGAACCGGGGCCUGGGCUUGGCCUUCCUGAGGCACAUCGAGCGCUGCCCCUUCCUCCUGUUCGUGCUGGACCUCUCGGUGCCAGAGCCGUGGACGCAGCUGGAGGACCUGAAGUACGAGCUAGAACAGUACAGGGAAGGCCUGUCCGAGAGACCCCAUGCCGUCGUGGCAAACAAGGUCGACCUCCCUCAGGCCAGAGCCCAGCUGCCCCAGCUGCAGGCCCGCCUAGGCCGAGAGGCCAUCGCCCUGUCGGCGGCCACCGGUGAGAACCUGGAGGGGCUGCUGCUGCAUCUGAAGGAGCUGCACGAUGACUACGUGGCCGUGGAGCUGGAGCGGGGCCGCCAGCCUCUGCGGUGGUAG
Messenger RNA from Lipotes vexillifer (Yangtze River dolphin), 1221 nucleotides. It is a transcript of the gene MTG2, whose product is annotated as mitochondrial ribosome associated GTPase 2. The coding region runs from base 1 to 1221 and encodes 406 amino acids. NCBI's taxonomy places the organism in Eukaryota, Metazoa, Chordata, Mammalia, Artiodactyla, Lipotidae. Gene Ontology annotation, molecular function: magnesium ion binding; GTP binding; GTPase activity. Gene Ontology annotation, cellular component: mitochondrion. The record is from RefSeq and is a predicted model, not a curated record. The transcript has 6 exons.